UGCUUCCGUAGGGGCAGGACCACACCAGGCGCCAGCCCCGCCCAGCUAUCAUAAAUCAGGAGGGUAAGGUCAAAGGUGCUCAUCCCGAAAGUCAGUGGACUCAAUCCCUGGCACCAGCACCAGCACCAUGCCUAUGACACUGGGUUACUGGGACAUCCGUGGGCUGGCUCAUGCUAUUCGCCUACUCCUGGAAUACACAGACUCAAGCUACGAGGAGAAGAGAUACGUCAUGGGCGACGCUCCUGCCUAUGAUAGAAGCCAAUGGCUGAGUGAGAAGUUCAAGCUGGGCCUGGACUUUCCCAAUCUGCCCUACUUAAUUGACGGGCCCCACAAGAUCACUCAGAGCAACGCCAUCCUGCGCUACAUUGCCCGCAAGCACAACCUGUGUGGAGAGACAGAGGAAGAAAAGAUUCGUGUGGACAUUUUGGAGAACCAGGCUAUGGAUGUCUCCAACGAGCUGGCUAGAGUCUGCUACAGCCCAGACUUUGAGAAACUGAAGGGAGAAUACUUGGAGCAGCUCCCAGGGAUGAUGAAGCUCUUCUCACAGUUCCUGGGGAAGCAGACAUGGUUUGUCGGUGAAAAGAUAACUUUUGUGGAUUUCCUUGCUUAUGAUAUCCUGGACCUACACCGUAUAUUCGAACCCAAGUGCCUGGACGCAUUCCCAAACCUGAAGGACUUUGUGGCUCGCUUUGAGGUUCAUCAGUACAGCGUUCCUCCAGGGUCGGGGAAGGUGUCUGUCCCACUGCUCAGAUCAGGAAAUGUGAAACUCGCGAGGAUUCCUUACCCGCUCAAGAUUUCAGCAGCAGUAGAACUGGGCUGGGGUUGCUGUUGGCUUCCUGCUCCUCAGGGCAGCCGGUGGCGGCUGCAGCCUGGGUUAUGAGAGGUACCAGGAUGUAAGGAUACUUGUGCUUGGUCUGCAGAAUGCUUUGCUGAGACCUUGUGGGGCUCCUAUUUAGUAUUUAAUCCUGAUGUAUGUGUCAUGGGCUCUCCUCCAUCACGCCAUUCAUUUUUUUUUUUAUUAUUGAGUGUCCAACUUUUCCUUUUGUGAGAUUCGCCACAUACUUAUUUUUCUGUUUCCUGAUUUCUGUAUGAGGCAUAUGUUAUGCCCAGUAAGAAAGGAAAAGGUGGUUCUUAGACCCACCUGGGGACCAAGUGUAUCAAAUAAUAUCAGGCAAAACAGAAAGGGAGGUGUGUGUGUGUGUGUGUGUGUGUGUGUUACCACCUGGGUGCUGGGGAGCCCUGUUUCGCUGGAGACUACUUGAUUGAUAUCCACGCCAUCUUCUGUAUUAGAAAUUAGGGGUUAGAGUCCUAGGUCCAAUGGGCAUUUCAGUCUGGAACUCAUUUUCCUGUCUCAUUCCUUACCAAGUGAGGUGAUUUCUCAGCCAGUUCUCAUCAUUUGGUCUGAACUGGGUGACUUUGAGAAGGAAGAGGCUGGGGAGAGUUGAAGGCUGCAGCUUUAGACUAAAUGUGAACUUGGCCUCUUGAUCAUAGGCAGCUCCGGACAUCUGAACUCUUUAGAGAUUUUCUGGAGGCUCCUUCUCUUGGCAGAAGGCCAAUAGCACAUGUAACUGUCAUUGAGCCUGGUCCCUUUAUCAGGACCAGACAUAGGAUUGGUUGAGGCUCAGUACCAGGUGCAGAAGCUGACUUUUUUCUUAGGUAACAAGAAAGGGCAAGUCUGACUUUUCUUUUCUGGUCUAUAAUCUAUAAACUAUAAUCUAUAAACUUUGACCCCAGUUUUACCAGGUCACUGGAUAAGAUAGGGGUUGUCUGCCAACAUGCCCCUUUGUCCUUCUAGAUUCCUAUUCAGUGGGCAAACCCAGGAAAUAUGGAGUUUAUGUGUGCAGGAGGAGCAUGUCUGAAUAGAUGGGGUGAUAAGGCCUCUUAGGGAGGGCAGGAAGGGAGUGCCAGGAGAGAGUACCACAUUGGAGAGACAGAAGCCAGGCUGAUCCCAAAUGUGCGCUAAUUACUAGCAGUGUGAGGAAGAGGAGUUGAUUGCCCUCUCUGGCACUGAGCAAACCUAAAUCUUGGUUUUCUUUUUUUUUUUUUCUAACUCUCAGGGACUGAAGAACAUCUCUGCCUACAUGAAGAGUCGCCG
This is a messenger RNA of Myodes glareolus (Bank vole), 2095 nucleotides long. The record is from RefSeq and is a predicted model, not a curated record. Lineage: Eukaryota; Metazoa; Chordata; Mammalia; Rodentia; Cricetidae.